This is a messenger RNA of Liolophura sinensis, 2037 nucleotides long. Its product is annotated as growth hormone-inducible transmembrane protein-like. The coding region runs from base 176 to 1183 and encodes 335 amino acids. NCBI's taxonomy places the organism in Eukaryota, Metazoa, Mollusca, Polyplacophora, Chitonida, Chitonidae. Gene Ontology annotation, cellular component: mitochondrial inner membrane. The transcript has 8 exons. The record is from RefSeq and is a predicted model, not a curated record.
GAAAUAAGUAUUACGUAUGUGUGGCAGAAUUUAUGAAAAGUGGUUUGUCAGUUUAGGAAUGAACAUUCUCGGGGCUGUUCCUUGAAGGUUCUCACAUGUUUAGUUUUGCAGAUUUGCAGCACUGUUGAACUUAAACGUUGAUUGCUGUCUUCGAUAAAGACAACAGACUGUCACGAUGAUUGCAGCUCGUUUUGCCAGAAUUCCGAUCACAGCUUUCGUAAGUGGUGUGUCCAAACAGUCUUUUUCAAAUCUUCGACCGGGACAGAGAUGUGUCUAUUCACAGCUAAGAAACUAUGCUUCAGAAACAAGAGCAGCUCGGCGAACAAGAGCAAGGAGUUUAAAAGAAAUAGCUAUGGCUCCAGCUGGCUCCUCAGCUUUCAAUUUGGGUAGAGGUGUUGUUGCUGGAGCAUCCUUAGUGGGAGUUGGAGCCCUAUGCUUUUAUGGCCUUGGAAUGUCCAGUGAAGUUGGAGCAGUUGACAGAUCUGUGUUAUGGCCAGAUGAAGUUAAGAAGCGUAUCCGUGACACAUACAUGUAUUUUGGUGGCACCAUUGGUUUGACGGCAGCCUCUGCUGUGGCUGUCAGCAGAACUCCUGCUUUGAUGAACCUCAUGAUGAGAGGUUCUUGGCUGGCCAUUGGAGCAUCAUUUGUGGCUAUGAUUGGAGCUGGCAUAGUAGUGCGGUCUCUCCCCUACAAGGAAGGGUUUGGAGCCAAGCAGUUAGCCUGGGUGGGGUAUUCCAGUAUUAUGGGUGCAAUCGUUGCUCCUCUCUGCAUGUUGGGUGGCCCCCUGUUGGUGAGGGCAGCCUGGUACACAGCAGGAGUUGUGGGAGGGCUGUCAACAGUAGCAAUGUGCGCUCCGAGUGAGAAGUUUUUGAACAUGGGAGGACCGCUAGCAAUAGGAUUGGGGCUGGUAUUUGCCUCUUCUGUUGGUGGGAUGUUCUUGCCGCCCACAACAGCAUUAGGUGCUGGCCUCUACUCAGUCAGUAUCUAUGGAGGUCUAGUUCUUUUUGGACUUCUCUUACUGUAUGACACACAGAAAGUCAUCAAGAGAGCAGAGACCUAUCCUACCUACACCGCACAGCCCUAUGACCCUAUCAAUGGGUGCCUUGGAAUUUAUUUAGACACGUUGAACAUCUUUGUUCGUAUUGCGACAAUCCUUGCUGGUGGGGGAGGUCGGAAGAAGUAAUCAUGACAAGUGUACAUACAUGUAUCUUCCUGUGAUCCUAUUGAGACUCUGUGAGGAGCUAUAACUCAGUACAUGAAACUGUACAGUAUCACAAAGUCACCCCCUUUUAACUCAAAAGAUGAAAUUCAUUUUUCAAAGAAGGAAAAGAAAACAAAUGAACUCUGAUGUUGUAGCAUUGUGCUCAAAACAUCUGUUCAUCAUUGCAUCAGUGCUGUGUUGAAAUAAUUGUAUAAAAGAUUUUGAAGUGUAUAGUGAGUUUGUAAUACAAUGAUUAGAGUUGUGAGAAUAUCAUGUCUCUUUCUAGCUCCCAGUGCUCUCAUGAGUGUUUUGUUUCUUAUACCUGUACACAUUCGAAUAAUAAGCAGCUAAAGAUGGAUUCUCUUAUUAGUAUUUUCAGUAAGUCAACACUUUCAUUGAUUCAUUUUUGUGUAAGUGAAUUUUUUUGGCCCAAGAACAACAGGGAACAUUUUUAUGAUCUACAAUUCAAUCAUACACCUGCUUGUAACAUCAUUUGCCAAACAUGAGAAGAAAACAGUAAAAUAAAAAAAAAACAAUUCUUAGAGGUCUAGUUUUGGGUGUACGACAGUUAAAUAGCAUGCUUAGCUUUAUACAUGUGAAUUGUUUCCAUCGACCAUGUUUCUGCAUUCUUGUUCCUAACUAACUGACAGGUUAUUUUAAAUAAGCUGCCCAGAAGAGAUCUUCAGAGAUCUGUGUAUAUAUCACGGAAUAUUAAAACAUCACUUGACAAAUUUGUAUCCUUUUGUUUGGUCAUAGAUAGUCUAGGUAUGAAAGUCCACAACAGUUGCAAAAAUGUUUGGUCCUAUUUAAUAAAAAAUAUUGGAGAGAAACCCUUA